Messenger RNA from Carya illinoinensis, 324 nucleotides. RefSeq names its product putative lipid-transfer protein DIR1. Gene Ontology annotation, molecular function: fatty acid binding. The coding region runs from base 1 to 324 and encodes 107 amino acids. The record is from RefSeq and is a predicted model, not a curated record. Gene Ontology annotation, biological process: systemic acquired resistance. The transcript has a single exon. Lineage: Eukaryota; Viridiplantae; Streptophyta; Magnoliopsida; Fagales; Juglandaceae.
AUGGAAGGAUACAAAAAGCUAGUCUUUGUUGCAUUAAUGUUUGUGUUCAUGGUUAUGAUUGGAUCUGAGACCAUCAUGUUGGCCAAUGGUCAGACAUUAUGCCGCAUGACAAAAGAGGGUCUCAAUGCAUGUGAGCCGUCGGUGAGCGGCCUAUUCCCAGUUCCACCCUCAGCCGCCUGUUGCUCGGCUCUCUCCAAUGCUGACAUGCAGUGCCUCUGCCUUUUCAAGAACUCCAGGCUGUUGAAUCUCUACGGAAUUGACCCCAACCUCGCCUUUGAGCUCCCCGCUAAAUGCAAUCUUCCCCAGUUCCAUUGCUCAAAUUAA